Molecule: messenger RNA, 510 nt
Organism: Closterium sp. Naga37s-1
Lineage: Eukaryota; Viridiplantae; Streptophyta; Zygnematophyceae; Desmidiales; Closteriaceae
Source: the annotation of a GenBank genome assembly
CCAUGCGGAAGCUUCUAUCUGCUUCACAGUCCCAUACAUCAUACCCUUUCUGCGAUCCAGGGAGUGGGCAAGGCUAUUCGGACUGUCAUGGCACGUAUUGCCGGAAUUCACGAGUUUAAAGAUGCAAUGGAGAUGAGAAUGAGGGCGCUUGACAUGCAGCUGGAAGCGGCUGAGAGGAGACGAGUGGCAGAAAUGAGGGAGAUGAGAGGGCAGGUGGAGGAGAGGGAGAGAGAGCUGGCUGAGCACAAGGACGUUAUGGUAGAGGCUGACAGAAGAAGAGAAUUGGUUCUGAGAGAGCUACGGCAGGAGGCUAGAAAGGGAGAGGAUGAAAUGAGAGCGGCGUUGGCAAGGGAGAGGGAGGAGAGGAGGAGGGAGGUGCAGGAGUUGAAUCUGCCACGUGCCAUGGAGGAAUUAGCAGCCUGCAAGGAAUGGCAGAGGAUACAAGACAUGAAGAUGAAUGUUGAGCUGGAAAUCAGCAAGAGUGAAGGUCCUUGGAAGACUGCAUGGGAG